AUGACGGUCUUUCAAUUCGUCCACUCCACUACGCCUGCUGAUUCCAAGAAGCACAAGGGACAGGUACGGGCACACGCGGCACGGAAUCGGGUCGCAGUCGAUCGGCGCGUUGCUGCGUACCAGGCGAGUCGAAAGUCGAAGGUUUCGAGACGACUGGAUCAUCAGCCAGAUCUCGUCGUCAACAACCAUGGUCUCGCCAGCUGCCUCAGCGCAGCAAACACCGACCCUUUCCAGAGCUUCAGCAGACCUGUAGCCCAGCAUGAGUGGUUUCUUCUGCACUACUUCAUUUCCCACCUCGCGCAAUACCGGACAUCCUGUUUCGCUGAGCAGUCUCAUGACUGCGAUGGCCCAUAUCAGCUCCAACAGUUUAUGGUCCCGUAUUGGAUACGAAGCGCGGCGAGCGAUGCUGGUUUCCUCGCUUGCAUCUUGCUUGCGGCUUGUCGCGACUUGUCUCGCUGGGUUGGCGCGGGUGAUCGUGGCAGCAGAUACGACGCCCUGUCGGCGCAGUACAGUAUCAAUGCGAUCCGUAGCUUGAGAGAGGCACUCGCAAGCUCGAGCAAAACGGUGAGCGACAGCAUGAUACUCACGUGCAUGGCGAUCGGCCUCGACGCGCACCUGACGGGCGACAGCGCGUCCGUGGUCAUGCAUGCCGAGGCGCUCAGCAGGAUGGUUCGAUUGCGCGGUGGUUUCGCUGCGAUGAAGGCGGAGGGCACCCUGAAGAACAUGUCCAUCUGGAGCCUCAACGGUCCCGCCACGGAUCCUCUCACUUUCCAUUAUCUGCAUUGCGUUGUGAGGUUUGUCAGUGUGGACGAGAAAUUGCAGGACACGCCUAAUUAA
Emericellopsis atlantica is the source of this 837-nucleotide messenger RNA. RefSeq lists its product as uncharacterized. Lineage: Eukaryota; Fungi; Ascomycota; Sordariomycetes; Hypocreales; Bionectriaceae. The coding region runs from base 1 to 837 and encodes 278 amino acids. The transcript has 3 exons. The record is from RefSeq and is a predicted model, not a curated record.